GUGGUUGCAUUUCCGUUCCAAACCUACAGUCUCUUUUCCCCCUUAUCAGUCCUUCUAUCAUACUACUACUAUUACUACUCUAUUACUGCUGCUGCUGCUGCUACCACCUACCCCAUCCAUCAUUCCGAAACAAGAUUUCCUUUCUCUGCCAUUGCACCCGCAACAUUCCUUCCCACGCCGGGCUCUCAUGGCCCCCAGAGAGGACAUGUUGCCGCCUGGCUGGGAGGAUCUAGACAGGCAGAUGGGCCAGCUAUUUAUGAUGGGCUUCGACGGAACGUCUGUUAGCCCUCAGAUCCGCUCAUUGAUCAAAGACUACCAUCUGGGCUCGGUCCUACUCUCUGCCAAGAAUCUAAAAUCUGCCGAGGAUGCAACGCGACUGGUCCUGGAACUCCAGACAAUUGCCCGGGAUGCUGGCCAUCCGGUGCCACUACUCAUCGCUCUCGAUCAAGAGAACGGAGGCGUGAAUAGUCUGUAUGACGAGAUAUACAUCCGACAGUAUCCUAGCGCCAUGGGAAUCGCCGCUACGGGCUCGAAAACUCUGGCCCACGAAGUCGCAACGGCCACUGCACAGGAGCUUAAGGCAGUCGGGGUUAACUGGAUCCUCGGCCCAGUUUUAGACGUACUCACAAACGUACGGACCCAGCCUCUAGGCGUCCGCACCACCGGUGACGACCCGCAAGAGGUGUCGCAAUACGGUGUGGAGUUCAUGAAGGGCUACCAGAAAGCAGGUUUGGUCACCUGUGGCAAGCAUUUUCCGUCAUAUGGUAACUUGGAAUUCCUCGGGUCUCAGACUGAUGUCCCAAUCAUCACGGAGUCACUGGAACAGCUCAGUCUCACUGCGUUGGUGCCUUUCCGCAACGCUAUUGUCCAGGGGCUGGACUCCAUGAUGGUUGGGGGCGUUUCAAUGUCCUCCGCCGGCGUCAACGUUAUGCAUGCCUGUCUGAGUGAGCAAGUUGUUGAUGAUCUGCUACGGAAGGACCUGAAAUUCCAAGGCGUUGUCGUUUCGGAGUGUCUAGAAAUGGAGGCCCUCACACACAACAUUGGUGUUGGCGGAGGAACGGUGAUGGCCAAGAAUGCGGGAUGUGAUAUUAUACUCCUCUGCAGGUCGUUCCAGGUGCAGCAAGAGGCUAUCAAUGGCCUAAAACUCGGCGUGGAGAACGGUAUCAUCGGGCGGGCCCGCAUAGAGCAAUCUUUACGCAGGGUUCUUAACCUGAAAGCCAAAUGCACCUCCUGGGAGCGGGCCCUCAAUCCUCCCGGCAUCCCUUCGCUUACGCAGAUGCAACCGUCUCAUACAAGCCUCUCCACCCGGGCAUACAAUAGCUCUAUCUCAGUUGUGCGGGAUAAAAAGAACCUUCUUCCCCUUUCCAACAUCUUGGAAUCAAACGAAGAGCUGCUUUUACUCACGCCAUUAGUGAAGCCGCUGCCUGCUUCAGCCGUAUCCCGCUCCGUGAGUGAGCACUCAAAUGUGUCGCUCGAUCCUAUAUCAUGGGACCGGACGGCUUCCGUGCUGAGCGGCGAAAGCGUCUUCAAGGAGCUUGGACGGUCCCUUUCGCGGCAAAGGAGUGGCCGUGUCUUGCAUACAUCUUACACGGCGAACGGCGUGCGUCCGAUCCAUGAAAAUCUCAUUGACCGGGCCAACGCAGUGAUCGUUGUCACUGCAGACGCUAACAGAAAUCUAUACCAGCAUGGGUUUACUAAACACGUCUCUAUGAUCUGUAGAUCACAAUUUACCCCAUCUGGUGAAGCUCGCGAGAAGCCUCUCAUUGUUGUCGCUGCCAGUUCUCCAUACGACUUCGCCAUGGAUCCAUCUAUUGGAACCUAUAUUUGCACCUAUGAUUUCACUGAAACCGCCCUGGAAGCCCUGGUCAAAGUACUCUAUGGAGAGUUGAACCCCGUUGGCUCAUUGCCUGGUUCUAUAAGCCGCAGCCAGAAGCUGCACCAAGCAAGACAACACUGGCUGGUAGAAGCUUGGAAUGAGGAGAGAGAUGCACGCUCUUUAGAUUCCCUUCUGGACGCGGUCAGAGGAGAUUGUGCCCAGGGACAACGUUCAGAAUUAUUGGGAGUAACUUCGAGCAGCUUCCUGCUUCGGCGGGAGGAGGUUGACGAAGCGCAUUUCGUCGUUCGGAACAGCAGCACUCAAGCAUUAUACGGCUUUUGUUCUACGUACUUCUUUCGCUCCACGGGGACUGGUGUUAUUGGAUCUUUAAUCGUCCAUCCUGCGCGACGAAAGUUGUCGAUAGGAAAUUCACUCCACAGCCGCGCCAUUCGAACACUUCUCCAGCGAAAAGGCGUGAAAAGAUUCCAGCUCGGAUCACGGCUUCCAGGGAUUUAUCUUGGUAUCCCAUCGGCGAACCCAGUAGAGCGUAAAAGGCUGCGGCAAUGGUUUGCAAACCUGGGCUGGAACACGGCGCUCUCGCGGCCCGUUUGCAGCGUGGUGCUCCGCAACCUGACCACUUGGACGCCACCCGACGGGCUGGUCUUUGGCCUUCAAAAUGCAGACGUGACCUAUGACCUCGUCCAUGGCUGGGAUUACGCGGAUUCCAUCCUUGACCAUAUCAAGACGAACUCCAGGCAAGGUGUGAUAGACAUCUACAGGGUAGCUCUAGGAGGGGCUCCACAUUGUGGCAUCAUUCGGGCUACACGGCCUGGCGAUGGGGCUAUCCUGGGAAGCGUAGUCAUAUAUACCGGACGGGCGACCUUGGCGGAACAUAUGCCCGCGUUGAAGUCUACCCAAGUCCCGGCAGGAGGUAUCUCAUCUCCAGUUAUUUCGCCUUCAGUUGGCGAGUACGCCACAGUCAUGCAGGGGUUGGUCUUGCUAGGCAUCAAACAGAUUCGCAAACAAGGCGCCGAGGCGGUGAUCAUGGACAGUGUUGAUAUCGAUGGCAGUUUUGACUGCUUGUCAGGACUGGGUUUUAGCACUCUGCACAGCUUCGAAGAGGUCAAUUGCGACGCAGCGACAUGGACCAUGGUGCCUGGACCUUGACCGCUUUUCCUCUUGUGAACCCACCGAAAUCUCACUUGGUCUCGAUACUCAUUUGCUUGGUUGCCUGCUGCCAUAUGUAUGAUUUCUGGAGGCUUCUCGGCAUCGUACAUACGAUAUCCACCAUAUAGUUGCAUCUUUCCUUGUAACAUGUGUUCUCUCGCCCUGUUUCGCGAGCUUUUCUGUUGGGAGAGUUCAACGCCUUUCCUCUCUAUGUCUGUAUUAAGAUACCUUCUUAGCUGGUUCCAUCGAGCCAAUCAGC
Aspergillus vadensis CBS 113365 is the source of this 3242-nucleotide messenger RNA. RefSeq names its product putative beta-N-acetylglucosaminidase. The transcript has 4 exons. The record is from RefSeq and is a predicted model, not a curated record. The coding region runs from base 188 to 2983 and encodes 931 amino acids. Gene Ontology annotation, molecular function: hydrolase activity, hydrolyzing O-glycosyl compounds; acyltransferase activity, transferring groups other than amino-acyl groups. Lineage: Eukaryota; Fungi; Ascomycota; Eurotiomycetes; Eurotiales; Aspergillaceae. Gene Ontology annotation, biological process: peptidoglycan turnover; carbohydrate metabolic process.